Messenger RNA from Trypanosoma rangeli, 2292 nucleotides. Its product is annotated as phospholipase C, delta. Gene Ontology annotation, biological process: lipid metabolic process. The transcript has a single exon. NCBI's taxonomy places the organism in Eukaryota, Euglenozoa, Kinetoplastea, Trypanosomatida, Trypanosomatidae. Bases 1 to 2292 code for a protein of 763 amino acids. Gene Ontology annotation, molecular function: phosphoric diester hydrolase activity; protein binding. The record is from RefSeq and is a predicted model, not a curated record.
AUGGUACAUCUGCGGACUUCCUCUUUUUGCGGAUUAUCUGUCUGCUUAUCGGGACCUCCUGCUUUGCUUAAUCCAUGCCUUUCUUGUCUUAUUUUAUUUUUCUGCCCGGGCGUUGACUCUAAGCUGGUGUAUACCUCCUCAUCUGCGUGGGAAGUUGCAAGCAUGGGCUGUGCUCAGUCCAAAGUGGCCCAGGCGAGGGUGCCGCGUCAUUCCCCCGGAACUCCUAAAAAGAGGCUUCACUCCCCAAGGAGGAACGCUGGCAACGGGGGCUUUGCAAUGUCUCCACGGAACUGCGAGCAGCAGGCUAACGCCGAGCGGUACCUGCGUUUGAUUCUUGAGGGAGCGGAUAAUGUUUUGGGCGGGGGGUUUCGCUUUAAUUCAGCUGCCGAAGGUCAGCAGGUUGCAUUGACGUUCUUGAACUCAUGUGUGGAAGUAACACGCACGAGGUUCCGCUUAACAACGGGUGUGAUUGUGGACACUAUCGAAGGAAUUGCAGCUGAGGAGAAACUAAAGACAAUUUUGAGCACGUUACCUUAUCUUCGGGAAAACUGCGUUGAUGAGGGUUUUUCUCGGCUGCUUUAUGACUGGCUUGAGACCAAUUCUGGAUCAUCAGCAACGGCGGAGGUGGUUGCUGCUGAGCGACCCGCGGGGAAGGCCAAACACGAAAAUAAGAAUAACCACACUGCGACUGGGUUUUCAAAUAUUUUAGUCACUCACCUUCUUUCCGCAACUGCGAUCCCAGCAAUCGACAUCUUCUCGAAAUUUGCACAGGGUAGGGAAAGUAUGACAGAAAAGGAAUAUGGAAACUUUCUCAGAGAAACGCAGCACUCAGAGUUAACAGAUAGUCAGGUCAAGGAGAAGUACAACUUACGCUUUGGUGGGGCAAUUCAUAGGUACAACUUCAACACCUACUUUGGAAGCUUUAUUACUAACUCUGCCCUGGACCCGAUGCGGACGGCCGAUGUUUGGCAAGACAUGACGCAACCGUUGACGCGUUACUCUGUUAACAUAGCAAGGAUUGAGAGCGAGACGGACCUCAAUCGUGCCCUGGUAGAUAGCUCUAGAGCCUUCCUUUUGAAUUUGAAGAAAGAUGAAAAGGGCGUUCUUUGUAGUGGAAGUUGCCCGAUACGAACAAUUCUAGAGAGUAUUCAAACAAGGGGAUUUGCAACCAACUCCUAUCCUAUUGUUUUAUGUCUCCCCCCGGUAAAUCCGAUUUCUGUGGAACUUGGGAAUGAGCUGGCUUUUACCAUGAAAGAUUUUUCCUCGUUGUUUGCAAAAGGCUUGAUGUUUGAGGGAUCUAUUCUCAGUGAUCCCAAGUUCAGUCCCGCAGCGCUGCGAAAAAAAGUGCUUCUCAUGGGGUAUCAGAGCCGCUUGAAACCCUUUGUCGGAUGCUACGUGGCGGAUCUGAACAGGGAAUCACUUGGAGUACGUGUGACGGAGGUUGUCGAAGGCACACCCGCUGCAAAGGCGGGUCUGGCCAAGGAUGACUGGCUAACCCACUUUAACGGCGAAGCCAUUCCAAAUAAGCAAACACUGCGUGAAAGAUUGGCCAAGUUGCGUCUCGGUGAGGAAUUUUUUCUGAGGAAAGAAAACUUGGAGGACAUCAAGAUAGUGGUGGGGGGUAGGGUUGAUGUAGGUGACACAAAUGUCUCCGCGGAGCUAUCGGAGAUCUUGUUUUUGAAAUACACAGAGGGAAAGGGUGACAAGCCGUGGGAAACACAGGUGUUCAGCGAGGAAAGCAUAAAGGACCCAAAACUAAUGCGAGAGGACCUUGACGAUCACUUUGCCCUUUUUUCUAGCGAAGGGACUACCGUAAAUGCAGACAACAUUAAAACGGCCACCAAACUGGGAGUUCAGUUCAUCGACACUGGAAGUGUGCAAGAGGCUCAGAUAUGGGCCCAUGGUCGUUUUGUAGACAACGGGGGCAGCGGCUAUCUCAUUAAGAGUGAUGCUGCAGCGAAGGCAACCGUAGGUGUGACGGUAGAAGUCAUUGCUGGCCUUCAAGAUAUGAAGGGAGCGUGUUUGAAAAACGGAAGGGUUCGUAUAUAUGGCACCGGAUCCGCUCGCAUUGACGGUAACAGAUUUAAUUUUAAGGAUUGUAACGACGCAUCUGUGGCUGUACUUGACUGUGAGUUUGCUCACGAUGGAGGCUUCUUUAGUUUUGUGGCUGCGUUCCCGCUGGGACUUCUACGUUCUGGGUAUCGGGUACUUCCCAUGCAGCAAAUCGGUGGUCCCAGGAAACUUGGCGUUUCCAAGCUUGGCGCCUACUGCUUCAUCCGACGGAAUGAAUAG